Molecule: messenger RNA, 1065 nt
Organism: Magnusiomyces paraingens
Lineage: Eukaryota; Fungi; Ascomycota; Dipodascomycetes; Dipodascales; Dipodascaceae
Exons: 1
Coding region: 1-1065 (354 amino acids)
Source: RefSeq, a predicted model, not a curated record
AUGAGCAAAGACCCGCCACUAAAUAGCCCCUCUGAACAGGCAUUCUUUGUGGCUGCUGCAGACCUCGCAAUACCAGGCUCUGCAGUAGGUGCAGAAACAGACAUUCUUCUUCCAGGUCUUCAAUUCUGGGCUUCUUCAAGCUCAUCAUCAUCAUCAUCAUCUACUACUACUACUUCUCUAUCAAUCCUUCAGUCUUUGGUUACAAGUGGAUUAGUUGCAAUCGCCCGAGUUAACACCCAUCUAGUACCUAUUUGGGCCUUUUGUGGCGGCCAAUGGAUUAUAAAAACUACCGAUGCUACGGCACGCGACAACUUAAAUGCCCUUUUUGCUCACACUGAUCCAGCCGUUGGGCUACUUGUACAACCAGCACCUUCCGCUGCUACUGUAUCCGACAAUACCACUUGUACAUAUACCCUUAUACUAGUCAAAAUUCCUAAUGCCAACAAUACCAACUGGGAUCUUUCUGCAGUUUUGGUCAAGGCAGAUGCACAAAUUCUGGCUUUGGUUCACAUGGCCGGACAAUCUAAUAAACCCCAAAACACCCAACCUUAUAUUCUUGACUCAGAAACUGGCCUAGCUAGGGAACCUUCAAGGUUUCUCGGAACCACCCGACAACCCGUCCAAGAAUCAAAGGGCCUUGAUCUCUUGCACCAGCACUCGGUCGGCCGCAGACAUUCCUCUCGAGUCCCAUUUGGAGCCCCCAUUGUCGAAGACCCAACACCAGAUCCCUUCACUCGUGCCAACCGUGAAGCUGCUCGACCCCGACCCUCUUCAGUUCCUCCUGCUGAACGUCCCACUGAAAACCAAUCUUUGGUCGUUGAAGGAACUCUAGAGGACCGUGAACGGCAAGCACUACAGCACUUGAUUCUGGCAUCCUUGCGCUUACGCGGAGUUGCCAGGGACGCAGAAUUUAAGGAAGUUUAUGGCCACACCAUCCGUGCAGCCCAAUUUGCGGUUGCUCAAAAACGAAGACGAAAUCGAAAAAAUUCUUCUGGUAAGCCUGUCGGUAUCAUGGAAAUGCAGGAUAUUGUCGAUAAGCUGCUCAAUGUGUUUUUGCCAGAAUAA